AUGCCCGAACCCGAGUGUAAAGAGGCUGUAACGACAGUCUCGGACUCCCCCAAAGUGAUAAAGGGAAAGGACGGGGAUGUAGUCAUUCUCGUUCCCCAGCCGACCGACGAUGCGGAGGAUCCGUUGAACUGGCCCAUGCACAAGAAGAUCCUCAUUUUCGCCUGCAUCGGUUUUGCUGGCUUCGCAGGACAGAUGGCCCCUAAUUCCAAUCAACUUACCUUUAUCCUCCAAACGAGCACCUACCACAACACCACAAAUGACAUGCUCAACACAGUUGCGGCGUCUCUCGCAGGCUGGGUUGUAGGCCCGUUCCUAUUCAUCCCCUUAGGAGCCGUGAUUGGACGCAGUUCUGUAGUCCUUUGGAGUCUUGUAGUUGUAUUCUUCUGUCAGAUCUGGGCCGCGAAAAUGGAUGGAGCCAACGACUAUAUCUCCUUCACAAUUUCCCGCGUAAUUUGCGGAUUAUUUGGGGGCAUCCCUUCAAGCCUUGGCGCAGGGUAUAUAGUUGAUAUGUUUUACUUGCAUCAGCGAGGGAAAGCGUUCGCGGUCUUUGAGGUCUUGAUCAUUUUCGCCGUUGUUGGUGGCGGCACUCUGGGAGGCUUUAUUGCGCAGAAUCUGCCCUGGACUUAUGACUUUUGGUGGACACUGGGACCUGUAGGUGCCGCUAUCUUAGGAGUCUUUCUCUUCGUCGAGGAUACAACUUUUAGCCGUCAGCCAGGAGCGGUCGUUCGCUCGCCCUUGCCAAAGUCAUGGAUUGCCAAUCGAAUUGCCACUUUCCUGCCUGGCACAAGGACGCAGCCUGCAGGUAAAGGUCCAGAAUUGAUCAAACGAGCCAUUAUACCCCUACAGAUUACUUUUGCCCCAAUCACCCUCCUCAUGGGCACAUACAUCUUCAUUGCACUGGGUCUCCCCAUUAUGCAAGCAUCGACAUUGGCAACGUACCUGCAACCGCCAACUGAAGUCGGAGGAUAUGGCUUCUCUUCACUCCAAACCGCCUUCUUCACCAUGACGGCUUGGGUUGGCAUGAUAGCCGCCCAAAUCUACGGAUAUCUCUUCAACGACAAGAUCCCCUUAUGGGUAGCUCGCACCCGAGGCGGAACCUGGAAGACGGAAUACCGGCUCGCAAACACGAUUCUGCCCUCAAUCCUCUUGCCGAUUGCCAUAGGUAUCUACGGCGCCGGUCUCCAAUAUCACUUGCAUUUCAUGGUCCUCGCCCUGGCUACAUUUCUGAUCUGGUUCGCGGCUCUGCUUGUGAUGCCGGUCUGUUAUAAUUAUAUUGUGGAAUGCUUCCUGCACAACCCCGUCGAGACAUCUGUGUCCCUGAAUGCCUAUCGUAUCUCGUUUGGACUCAUGUCUGUCUUUAUAUCAACGGACUGGCAGACUGCAAUGGGCGUUGGCUGGAUGUGGGGACUGGGCGCAUUUCUCAUCUUGCUCGCGGACGUUCUUAUGGUUGGCAUUAUUCUGAAGGGCCAUCUGGUGCGACAGUGGACUGCUCGGUUGAACAGUUCCAUCGCUUUCUCGGAAGACGGAGAGAGGAUUACUGCAAAAAUAGAAUCUGCUACGCCGUAG
Molecule: messenger RNA, 1566 nt
Organism: Talaromyces marneffei
Lineage: Eukaryota; Fungi; Ascomycota; Eurotiomycetes; Eurotiales; Trichocomaceae
Exons: 3
Coding region: 1-1566 (521 amino acids)
Biological process (GO): transmembrane transport
Molecular function (GO): transmembrane transporter activity
Source: RefSeq, a predicted model, not a curated record